Aphanomyces astaci is the source of this 972-nucleotide messenger RNA. RefSeq lists its product as hypothetical. The coding region runs from base 22 to 852 and encodes 276 amino acids. Gene Ontology annotation, molecular function: DNA binding. NCBI's taxonomy places the organism in Eukaryota, Oomycota, Saprolegniomycetes, Saprolegniales, Verrucalvaceae. Gene Ontology annotation, biological process: rRNA processing; negative regulation of transcription by RNA polymerase II. Gene Ontology annotation, cellular component: nucleolus. The transcript has a single exon. The record is from RefSeq and is a predicted model, not a curated record.
GCAGACAUUGCGGCGAACGAGAUGGUGUUUUUCGUGUGCGAAGGAUGCAACGAGACGCUCAAGAAGAACAAAGUGGACGCGCAUGCUGCUCGCUGUAAGAACUGCUGGGCCGUGACAUGCGUAGACUGCCAAGUCGUGUUCAAGGGAAAUGACUACGCGGCGCACACGACAUGCAUUUCCGAAGCCCAGAAGUACGAAGGGGCGUUAUACCAAGGACCGAAGCUGUCCAAGCAGGCCAAGAAGAACCCGCAGGAAAAGUGGAUGGACUUGGUUCAGUCCAGCACCGCCCCUGAUCCAAAGGUCAAUCAGGCGUUGCAGCGCAUUGCAGGCUAUGACAACGUGCCGCGGAAGAAGCCCAAAUUUCUCAACUUUGUCAAGAACAGCAUUGGCUUCACCGGCGUCGAAGACCAGCUGUGGACAUUUUUGGAAACAGAAUUCAACAAGCUCAAAGACACAGAGGCGGCGGCGAAGCGGCCAGCAGAGGAUGCCACGGUAGACAAACCCCUCGCCAAGAGAGCCAAGGAAGGCGGCGAUGGCGACAGCAAUGGCCUCAGUGCCCUCGCAUCCCACGUGAAAGGAUAUUUGAGCCAGAACGCGACCGCAGUCACCACUCUCCCCGCAGUUGAGUUAACCUCUGACGAAAAGAAGUGGGUUAAGGUGCUCAAGAGCCUUGUCAAAGCCGCCGAUGGGCAAAAGCUAGGCAAGAAGGCCCUGCUUAAAGCGGCGACCGCCAAGAUCACGACCAAGUACCCUGACCUCGUCACAGACGACCUGAAGGGGGCCUUCAAGAACGCAGUGAAGAAAGCACCUUGCUUCACCCAAGAUGGCGAUUACAUUGUCCUAAAAAUAUGAUCAGAUACGAUGGAGGGCGUGGAAAUGGGGGGGUGGGUCCAAACUAUUUACAGGUCUUGUGGACCCCCUCAAAUAGAACGGAACUACUUUUUUUAAAUCAUAAAUUUAUAUUGCCCUCAG